Molecule: messenger RNA, 11639 nt
Organism: Dunckerocampus dactyliophorus (ringed pipefish)
Lineage: Eukaryota; Metazoa; Chordata; Actinopteri; Syngnathiformes; Syngnathidae
Gene: pdrg1
Product: p53 and DNA-damage regulated 1
Exons: 6
Coding region: 3202-3708 (168 amino acids)
Biological process (GO): protein folding
Cellular component (GO): prefoldin complex
Source: RefSeq, a predicted model, not a curated record
AUUAUUGUACUUAAGUAUCACAAGUAUCAUACUUAACUCCUACCAGCCGGUUUGGAACACAACACAAGUUGAAUGUGCAACAACCAGUUGACAAAGUUUGUCUUUCAUAUGGUGCACUUGCAUAUUUACACUUUAAACUGUGUAAGUGCAUUCAUUCUGAGAAGUACUGCAGAAUGCAGUACACUGUCAGUGCCCGAAUGUUCAGGGUUUCCCCUAGGAUAUUUUUAAGCUGUGGUGGUGGCCUGCAGGGGAGUCACGGUGUCGUGCCGGUGCUGCGUCACUGUGGCACCAAAUCUUUUACAAAUAUUUACAUUUACUGCCUGGAAUAUUGUCAACAUUAGGGUCGUUUUCACAGGCUUGGACAAAAAAUGCAUUAAUCAACUUUAAAUACUUUCUCUCUGCCUUUUCUUCCUCUCCUUAUCUGUAAAGUACCAACAAGGCAGUCCGGUGAUUCCGGUGCACGUUUUUGAAAAUAAAGCAGAGUAAAACAUGUUUAUCAUAUUUGAUAUUCAUAUUUGAUCUUUUAUUUCAAACGAAUUGUGGUCAAUACGUAAAUAACAGGCUAUACACGUAUCUACAUAGCACAGUAGUGCUCACACUUUUUCAGCCUGUGGGGCGACUUUUAAUAUGACCAUGUCCCAAAGAUCUACCUACUACUGUAAACAUAUAGAAUAUAUGUAUUUAGUACAUUGAUAAAUAUGAGUAUUUAUGUAACCCGCGACCCAAGCGAGGAUAAGCGGCAUGGAUGGAUGGAUGGAGUAUUUAUGUACAUUGUACAUGUAUAUCAACAUGAUCUACCUGUUACUAUAAAAUAUAUAACAUAUAUAAACUCUAACUGGUCAACUUUGCAACUAUUAUGUAAUUACUAAUUACUAUUAGUAUUUCACAUUCAUAGUUUCAAAAUUUACAGAUCAAAAUAGUUGAUAUUGUUCAGUAAUUCACAGUUCUAUUCAAUAUGGCAAUAAAGAUAAUUACACAAUUCCUCAAUAGUUGUGUACAUAAACUGAGUAGUAUGUGAAAAUAGCUACAUAGCGUUCAUUGUACUGUAAAUACACUUAUUACGUCCAGUUAGCAUUUGCUAUCAAACAUUACAUACUGUAUAUUGUAUAUGAGAAAUGAAAAGGACUAUGCAAAACACAAUGCAGCCGAAGUCAAGGCAACAAAGCUUUCAGCAAUGGGCACACAGCAUCCAGGGCCUUAAGGAACUCCGUGCGGAUCUCAUCCACCCCCGGGGCCCUGCCACCGAGGAGUUUUUUGACAAUCUCAGCAACCUCAGCCCCAGACAUAGGAGACCCCACCGUGGAGUCCCCAGGCACUGCUUCCUCAUGGGAAGACACGUCAGUGGGAUUGAGGAGGUCUUCGAAGUAUUCCCUCCACCGAUCCACAACAUCUGGAGUGGAGGUCACACACCAUCCCCACCAUACACGGUGUUGACUGUGCACUGCUUCCCCCUCCUGAGAUGGCGGAUGGUGUUCCAGAAACUCUUCAAAGACAUCUGAAAGUUGUUCUCCAUGGCCUUUCCGAACUCCUCCCAUGUCCAAGUUUUUGCCUCAGCGACUGCCAGAGCCGCAGACCGCUUGGCCUGCCCCAUGAGUCCCAUGAGCCUUUUUGGCUCAUGGGACUCCUUCUUAAGCUUGACGGUAUCCCUCACUACUGGUAUCCACCAACGGCUUCUGGGAUUACCACCACGAUAGGCACGGACCACCUUACGGCCACAGCUCCGAUCAGCCACCUCGACAAUGGAGGCACGGAACAUGGCCCAUUCGGACUCAAUGUCCGCCACCUCCCUCGGAACACGGUCGAAGCUCUCCAGGAGGAGUUGAAACUCCUUCUGAAAGGGGACUUUUUUGUGCAGUAGGUCUUUAAAGAUGACAGAGUACUCCCGUUUGUAGAGGAUCUUUGACUUGACUAGCGUUUGUUUUAUUUUUGCAGUAGGUCCUUAUGAACAACAGCACGCUCUUUUUAUAUAGAGGAUCUUUGACUAGCGUUUGUUUUGUUUUUGGCAGUAGGUCAUUAAAAAGUACAGAGUGCUCCUGUUAUAAAGAGGAUCUUUGACUACCGCUUUUUGUCGGGAGAGAAUGGGGGGGCAGUAAGUCCUUGAAAAUGAGUGUUCCUGUGAUAUAGAGGAUCUAUGACUGUUCUUUUUUUUGCACUAUGUUCUUAAUACAACAGAGUGUCCUUGUUAUAUAGAGGAUCUUUGACUAGCGUUUGUUUUGUUUUUGGCAGUAGGUCCUUAAAAGCGACAGCACACUCCUUUUAUAUAGAGGAUCUUUGACUAGCAUUUUUUUUUUUUAACUAUUUCCUUAAAUAUUACAGUGCGCUCUUGUUAAAGAGUUUAGCAGAUUUGUUUUGUUUUGUUUUGUUUGAAAGAAAAUAAACUUAAAGUACAGUUGGGAUAAGGAGGAAGAACACAAACAAAACCUAACAUUUCUGAAAGAUUUAAACGAUGAUAUGUCAUGGUAAAAUCUAAUGUUAGGAAUCGAGGACAGGCAACAAAUGAUAUUUUUCCAGUGUUCAAGGUAGUUUAAAUUAAUUGCUUUAUCCAUUUAUGCAACCAAAUCAAUGUUCAAUCAAUGUGCUUUAUAAAAAUGUAUUUCACAGUUAAUGUUAUUGUUCAUUUAUACAUUUUAGUUCCUGGAGAUGUAAAGUGUCACCGAUGAAAUGAUGGAAUGUCCAUAAACUAAACACAACUAUAACCUGAAAUUAGCCAGAAAAAAACCCUGCAAAGAGAACACAGUAUCCUUGGUUUUCCAUCCAUCCAUCUUCUAUGCCGCUUGUCCUUAUUAGGGUUGCGGGGGUAUGCUGGAGCCUAUCCCAUGUGACUUCGGGCGAGAGGCGGUGUGCACCCUGGACUGGUCGCCAGUCAAUCACAGGACACAUAUAGAAUACCCAGAGAAAAGCCACACAUGCACGGGGAGAAUUUGCAAACUCCACACAGAGAUGCCCAAUGGCAUCUUUGGUUUUAAUUAAUUAAAUUAUUAUUUUUUUUAAGAAAAAAAAAGAAACAAAUUAAAUAAUUUUAAGUGAACUACAUUAAUUAAAAUGAAUUUAAAAUGCAAUUAAUCAAAUCACGUUUUUUUAUAGUGCAAUAUUCAAAUAGUGGACAAAAAUGUGCAAGAAUGGAAAAGACACAUUUGAUAAAUUACGUUCAACGUCAUUUGUUUGCACUCCAUUUCAGAAGGUGGCGCUAAUGCACAAACUAUGCGUUCUUUGCCGACCAUAAACGAGGAAGAACGGAAGACGACGACGAAGAAGAAAAUAAUACUAGAACAAGUAGCAAAAGGUGUAGCGUACUUUCGAUCCAUGAUGGACGCCGACUCUCAGCAUGUAGUGAAAUAUUUAUCAGAGGUGGAGGAAGCGGCUGAAGAUGUCCUUUCAACGAAACAACAGAUAGUCGACCUGGACGUGAAGAGAAACAGGAACAGAGAAGCACUGAAUGCACUGAAGGAUGAAAUGUGUUCAGAAAAAGUCAAGCUUUGCUUUGGAAACAUGUUCAUCAAAUUCCCCAAGCCCAAGGCAAGAGAGGUCAUUCAGAAAGACCAGGAACAACUGGACAUGGAAAUAAAUGACCUUCGCAAAGGACUAAAAGCAAAAGUCAACCAUCUCAAUGAGCUGCAAGUGUUUCUCACCUCAACAUUGUUACCCAAAAUGGAGCCAAAGGAAGUUGCAAGGGGCAGCAUUUUGAUACGGAAGGAAGGCCUGAGCUGAGGGGCUACAACCUUUUACCACUGUCCACCGAUGAAGUGAAAGCCAUUAAUAGCCUUUUAAAAAGGUGACCCUCACAUCGUCUAACCACAGUUACUACUUUACAUUGACUUGCACUGUUUUGUUCUUGUACUGUGUUGCUGUACAUGCGGUGCGGAAAAUAUGUAUUUGAUCCCUUUUUUUAAGUUUACACCCUUAAUAUGAACAGUGCAUCAUUUUUAUAGUAGCUUUAUUUUAACACAGACUCGGUGUAAAAAAAUCAAUAAAGUUUACAUGUGAAUUUGUAUUUGAGUGAAAUAAGUAUUUGACCCCCUACUAACCAGCAUUCUGGGUCAUAAGUUUGUUUCAGUAGAUACAACUGUAAGCGAAACACACUCUAACCGAAUCGAUUUUUACCAUAAAAAAUAAUAUAAAUCCAAUUAAUCCACACCCAAAAAUGUUAACACAAAAAGAUACGAUGUGGCAGCAAGUUCAAGAGUUACUUCUUGAAUUCAAUAGUGGUUCUCGCCUUCAAAAUGCUGGCACUUGCAACUGCCUUUGGCUCCAUUGUGGGUUAUUAUGCAGCCGUGAUCAAAAGAAAAGUCUUGUGAUGUAACUGCGUUAGUUAGCAAAGAACUGCAGAGUCAACCACUGAUGACAUCAUAGACGGGUGAUGCCGCUGACUUUGAGAUGCGGAUGGCUUGAGAGCUUAAGAGAGCACUGUUGGUACAAUCAUGAUAAAUGGAAGAAAUCCAAGAUAACAGUCAACCUUGCUCCGGAGCUUAAUACAAGAUCUCACCUGGGGGGGUUAAGGAUGAUGUGAGCAAGGUGAGGCAACAGAAUCCAGAAUGUCAACGGAGGAGCUGGAACUGUCAACUGAGUUGAGAGCACAGUCACACUCACAGUUCUCCACCAAGUACAGGUACUGUACUAAGCUACUUGAAAAUGUAAUCAAUGUUGAGCCCACAAGGUGGCAGCGUAGAUAGGACGCAGUCUCAAGCAACCAACCUUGAAUAAAGGUAUGUAGCAGGGAUGAGCACACCACUGUGUAUCUGUUCACCCAUCUAAAUGAUCUGUAUCAGCAUCUGUACUCGGAGUGGGCGGGGCAUACACCGGAAGUGGCCGUGGUUUGAAAUGGGUGGGGAUUAAAUCAGUACGUUAUUUUAAGUCUGAAAUCACAGAGCGUGAAGAGUGAAUACAUAAGUAGUUACCCAAUGAGGAUUUUCCUUCACCAUGAUUACGGAUAAUGUCGAGCUGGUCUCGUUUCAUGCUCGUACUCGGCAAAAAUCAUUAUCCGUAAUGGAUACUUGUCUAAAACGAGUAUGCGGCUCAUCCCUAGUAUGGAGGCAUUGCUCGGUUUUCAUGUUUCAUGGCAUUUCUGGUUUCAUGUAAACCAGAAAUAUUGUUUGAAGAAACUUACAAAUCAUAAGUCUGAGCUUAUGUAACAUUCGAGUAAGUCUUAAGAGUGGGAUUUGUCCUGUUGCUCUGUCAUAAUCCCCUAGUAAAACACAAAGUACAGCCUGGAAUGGUAGCCAGCUAAUCACAGGGCAACCUAAAGCACGCAGCAUCGGUGUCGAGGAGGCAGCUGUCUCUGUAGAGAAGCACGGAGUUUCCGGUCCCUAGUCACCUCUUCAAGUCCAGACAUAAUCCCUCCAGCGUGUCCCAGGUCUGCUCUGGGGCUCCUCCCUCAACAGGGAAAGAUCAAGGUGGCAUCUGAACUUACAUGCUUGAGCCACCUCAACUGGCUCUACUUGACGUGAAGGAGCAGUGGUUCUCUUAGCUCUCUCUCUUUGGGUGAGUCCAACCACCCUAUGAAAGAAACUCAUUUCGUCGGUUUGCAUUUGUGAUCGUGCUUUUUCAAAACCACAUUGUAUCUCCUCUUGCUGAGGUUCGACUAACGGUCAUGCCCUUCUCUCAGCACUCUGGAAUAGACUUCCCCAUUGAGGCUGAGGAGUGUGAGCCACCUGUAGUUGGAACACACAUUCUGGUCACUAUUUUUGGAAAGGGGUAGCACCACUCCUGCCAAUCCAGAGGUACUGUUCCCGACCUCCACACAAUCUUGAAGAGAGGUGUCAUCCGAGACAGUCCUAUACCAUCCAAAGCCUUGAAGAAUUCAGGGCAAAACUUGUCCAUCCUUGGAGCUUUGCCACAGAGAAGGUUGAGUACCUCCGCGCUCGUGUCUUCAGACUCUGCUUCCUCUGUGGAAGGUGCAUCAGUGGGAUUGAGAAGGGCUUUGAAGUAUUCCGUCAACCACCCGAUUAUAUCCUCAAUUGAGCCAACGCUCCUACUGUAAACAGUGUGGACCAAGCACUGCUUCCCCUUUCUGAGGUGUUGGACAGUUUGCCAGAACCUCUUCAAAGCCAACCCAAAGUCAUGUUACAUGACCUCACUGAACUCCUCCCACACUUGAGUUUUUGCCUUGACUUAAUGCCAAAGCCAUGUACUGCUUGGCCUGCUGGUACUAGUCUGCUGCUCCAGGGGUCCCACAAGCCAUCCAUGCUCGAUAAGACGCCCUCUUCAGCUUGUCAGCCCCACUAACCUCUGGUGUCCCCUCUUGGAUUUGCCACAACUGGCAACGACCACCGUGCGACCACAACUCAAGUUGGCUGCCUUAGCAAUGGAGGCGCAGAAUACGGUCCAUUCGGACUCCAUAUCCUGAUCCAGGGGUAGCUCUGCCGGAGGUGAAAGUUGAAGACUUGAUGAAUGGGAGACUUUGCCAGACAUUUUCAGCACAAAGCCAGUUGAGUGUCAUUCACCUUUCGAGAGAUCUGGGGAUUCUUGUUCACAUCUCUAACUGUUUUUCUCUCAAGUUCUGACAUUCAAUUUUUGAUCAUGCCUAGGUGCAUUUUUGACAGAAUUGGUGUCUUUGUGUUUUAUCGUGAUGAAGCACACUGCUGUUCUGGAGACUGUAAAAUGCUUGCAAAUGACAGUACUGUAUAUCCUUCCCAUUUACUAUCCAUCUGCUGCCUUCAUUCUGAGGACCAGGCUGAUUUUCCUACUCUUUAGCAUGAUGAUAUCACUUCUUAACAAGAUUUAAGAAACGUCUCUAGACCAAUCCCUUUCCAUCAAGUGGUCAGGUGAAACUAAACCUGCUUCAUGGAGUCACUUAACUUUGAUUCAGUGUUAAUUGACUGUAAAGGGAUUUCAUGUCUAGAAGGCUCCAAUCAUGUUCAAAACCAUAUUUAAAAGGUUCUAAGUAGGCUUCUAUGCUCUGACUAUGAAAAUAUUCAAUUUUUCAUUAUGGAAUUGUACUUUGUUGAAUUUCACUUAUUACAGCUGGGUCUGGAAACAAUUAACCACAAAUAUAUAUAAUAUAGGACAUAUAAUACAAAUGAAACUUUAUUCAUAUAAAUAAUUCAUUUUACAUAUAUAAAUCUAUACACACACACACACACAUAUAUACCCACACUUAUAUAAAAUUAAAGUUUAAUACUGUGUAUAGUCUUUUUGAAUAGUAUAUGCAUUUCUGCCUAUAUGUCUAGACUGUUGGCCUGUGUUGUAUAAUAAUAUAAAUUGAAAUAUUUCAAAUAUGUUAAAACUAAUACAUCAAAUUAAAAGCAACAUUUUAUUUAUAUUAUGUCCAAUAUUUUUAAAAGUGUUUGCCGACUUGCUGAUUUCUUUUCUUUUUUUUUUUUUGCAUGUUGUCACACUUAAAUGUUUCAGAUCAUCAAACAAAAUUAAAUAUUAGUCAAUGACAACCCAACUGAAUACAAAUUACAGUUUUUAAAUCCAUCCAUUCAUCCUUUUACUAUGGCGCUUAUCCUCAUUAGGGUCACGGGGGUGUUUGAACCUAUCCCAGCUGACUUUGGGCGAGAGACAGGGGCGACCGGUCGCCAGCCAAUUGCAGGACACAUAUAGACAAAUAACCAUUCACACUCACAUUCAUGGCUCUGUGUGAAAAAGUGAUUGCCCCCUCUGUUAAACCAAAACUUAACUGUGGUUUAUCACAUCUGAGUUCAAGUGGAAAAGGUUAUAAAGCCAUUUCUAUAGCUUUGGGACUCCAGUGAACCACAGCAAGAGCCAUUAUCCACAAAUGGCGAAAACACUGAACACUAAACCUUUCCUGGAGUUGCCAGCCAACCAAAAUUACACCAAGAGUUCAGCAACGACUCAUCCAAGAGGUCACAAAAGACCCCACAACAACAUCCAAAGAACUGCAGGCUCCACUUGCCUCAGUUAAGAUCAGUGUUCAUGACUCCACCAUAAGAAAGACACUGGGCAAAAACGAUCUGAAUGGAGGAGUUCCAAGACGAAAACCACUGCUGAACAAAAAGAACAUCAAGGCUCUUCUCAAAACAUCUAGAUGAUCCCCAAGACCUUUGGGAAAAUACUGACGAGACAAAAGUUGAACUUUUUGGAAGAUGUGUGUUACAUUUAGCGUAAAAGUAACGCCACGUUUCAGAAAACGAACAUCAUACCAACAGUAAAAUGUGGUGGUGGUAGUGUGAUGGUCUGGGGCUGUUUUGCUGUUUCAAGACUUGGAAGACUUGCUGUGAUAAAUGGAACCAUGAAUUCUGCUGUCUACCAAAAAAAAUUUAUGAUAUGAAACAUUUAUGUGUGACAAAAAAAAAACAAAAAAAUCAGGAAGGGUGCAAACACUUUCAGACCACUGUAUAUAUAAUUUAUAUUUUAAUUUUGGGCCGCACAAUGGCCUAGUGGUUAGCAUGUUGACUAUACAGUCAAGAGAUCUGGGUUCGAAUCUCCAUUGUGCAUCUCUGUGUGGGGUUUGCAUGUCUCCGGGUACUCCGGCUUCCACAUUCCAAAACAUUCUCCCACAUUCCUGCAUGUUUGGUUAAUUGCGCCCUCUGAUUGGCUGGCGACCAGUCCAGCGUGUACCCAGCCUCUCGCCCAAAGUCAUCCGGGAUAGGAUUCAGGAUAGGAUUGAGGAUUAAGCGGCAUAGAAAAUCCAAUGAACUGGCCAAUGAAUUAAUGGAUAUUUAAUUAAAAUGGUUUUUUUUUUUAAUAUUGUAUGAAUUUCUGCUCAUGUGUAGAAUUUUGUCCCACCCUGUAUCAUAAUGUGAAUACAAAUACUGUAUUUUAAAAGUAAUACAGUCAAUUAAAAGGAACAUUUUAUUUAUACUGUAUCCUUUAUUUUUAUUAUGUAUUUUAAAGCACAUCGUUUUUUUUAUUUUAUAUUAUGUGUUUCUGCCUAUGUGUCCAGACCUCAGGCACACCCUGUCCAGUUUGUCUUGUUUUGGCGUUCAUGUUGCGGUGGCGUGCAUUAAAGCUCGAUGAUGAGCUUGUCUUCAUCGUCACUGCUGCUGGUGUCUUCUGUGUACUCGUGGCAGCUUUGCACAGGUCUCGCUCCUCCGAUCCAACAUUCCGCUGUUUGGUCCGCCAAGAAGACAGAGUGGCCUUUGCCAGUGUCUUCGUGAGGGUCCAUGCCCUGACACGUGCUGUCAGGUGAAACUGGUUUAUUAUCAGUACUCGGGCGCAGUAAAGGCUUGCAUUGGCAUACAGUUUUCAUUGCGUUAUCUCCUGUCAAAGCAUUACAUCGACAGACAUCACGACAUGGACAAACUUGGCUCAGGUCGGUUGACAAUCGGGUUUUGUCGACAGAAGAGGGAUUUGGGGAUUUUGGAGAACUUUCUAAUUCAGAUUUGUGGGAAAAGCAGGCCGCCAUGUUAUCAUCUGUGCUUGGUUUUUGAACAGACGUGAUCAUUCUUUGGUCUUGUAAUGUGUGCGUCAGAGUGGUGCCAGGCUCACUUUGUAGAAAAAAAGGUCUUGUCUCUACAAACUGGGAUUGACUUGAAUUCGUUUGUUGCAAGCUGUGUUCCUCUGAUAAAGAAUUAUUGUUCAUUUCCGUUGCUUGCUGUUGAAAUUCCAAAAGAUGGACAUCAGUGUUGUCAGCCAUGUUUGCAGCUCGCUCGUGUAGAGAGAACUCUGAGAUUCCACCAUGUUGCUCCUCUGGCCCACAGUCCACCUUGCUCUCUGCCUCUUGUUCCUGUUCAUAAAGCAAUAUACACGAGUAUGUCUUUAUAAGCCCAUAACAACACGGUCAUCUCAGUGAAUACUUGUACGUACCACAUCACCCAAAUACCGUACAUUUUAGGGGUGUAACGGUAUGCCAUACGCACCUCAGAUUUAGGGUCACAGUUCAUUUUGGGUAAAGGAAUAAAAUGCAUAAUAAUAUACUGUAUACUAAACUCACAUAUGCUAAACUAUCUGAACAAAACAUCCGCAUCUUAGCUUUGUUAUACCUGACAAAGCAAAUUAGUGUCCCAUCACACAGUAUUUAUUAACAUUCAUUUUAUUUUUACAAUAUGCCGAGGGCUGCACUUUGGACACCCCUGCUUUCCAAGGUUUCUUUUUAGUAAAGUGCAAGCAUGCAGACAAGUGCACGUGUUUGAAGAGAGUGAAUAAUGAUUUUAUUUGUAGUAAAGUAAAGUUUCUUAUUGGUUGAAGUGUAGUAUGAGUAGUUGCAGCUUGUAUUCCUGUUCCCCAUCUCUACAGAGCGAUGGCGGCACACUGCUUUCAUUUUAUCACUUGUCCCUUUACGUAUUUCACCGGGAAGGCCAAAUGUUCCCAAACAGGAGACUUCAACCACGGAAGAGGCUUUUCAAGCUCUGGCUUCUCCUUGGCAUUAUUGUUAGCAGUGACAUCCAGUCAGGGGAGGCAGAUUAAAAUGAUGAAAAAAGUAAUGAUGAAAAAAAAUAAACAAAAAUUUGUCCAUUGAACUGUAUUAUAAAUUUAUUUUUCUGGAUGAUUGCAAUCGUUUUUAACAUUUUCUUUUGUAAAAAUGGCUGAAUUUGCACAUUCCCACAUCGAAUACAGGGCAGAAACCUAAGAUGAGGCUGCCGCCAGCGUCUCUUCUCUGCCUAGCGUCUGAGUGCACUCAGUGAGUGCACUGAGUUGGAUCAUGGCGCCUGCCAGUUUGUGUUUGUCAGCAUGUGGCCAAUAAUGGGAGACACUUGCAGUGCUCGCCUCAUCCUGAAGGGGUGGGGAUGUGUGUGAGCUGGAGGGUGCUUGUCACUGCCGUCCUUCCAUAGAGAAGGACAUCAUUUUGACAGCGACAGCUGGAGAGCAACAAGUCAUGGAUGGAGGAUUAUGUACUGUAUCCAAGCUCACCAGAAGGUGAUCAGAGUUUUACAACAAAGUAUCAGAACUUUUCUUGGAGAAGGACAGGGUGCAUGUACAACAUAUACAGAUAAAAGGUAAGAAGACAAAUGCUUUUUCACUUUAUAAAAAUAAAUAAAUAAUGGGACUAAGAAGUAUUUGAAACAUUUUUUUUUAACCAAAGUGAAUUAUUCUCUUCUUUUUCUUGUUAUCCUCUGUUAUCCUGGGCAGUAUGGCAAACAACAUGGUCACGAUAUAAACUGCUCAAAAAAUAAAGAGAACACUAAAAUAACACAUCGGCGCAUCCCUAAUAGAAAUGUGUUGAGAUCUAUUACCAACGGCAGAUCGAAUCAGCAACCAUUAGGAUGGGAGAUGACCAGUCUACGACCUGAGCCAUGCCACUGUGCACAGAAUAAGCAGAUUGUAUGUAAAGUUAAACGUAAAAUGAAUUUCCACCAAUAGGGGGCGAUAUAGACAUUGUCGAUUCAUUUUCAGUGGGAACAGAAAAUACUGAAUUAUGGAAAGUGAGGGAAUUUUUAGAAAGGUCCUGAUAUUUUUAAUGAUUUUUCACCAGUAGGGUGCACCAUUUAAUUUUUCUAUUCGUUUUUAGCAGACUAAAUCCAGCAGAAUUUGAAAUGUUGGAAAGUAAAAAUGCAGAUUGAAUGAUUUCAACGGGAUCAAACCAGCAACCAUGGGGUGGGAAACAUCUACUGCACCUCCUGAGCCAUGUUACCCUGUAGAACACAGGUGUCAAACUCAAGGCCCGGGGGCUGGAUUUGGCCCACCAUAUAAUUUUAUGUGGCCGGCGAAAGCCUUGAAAUAAUGCAUGUCAAAAGGACACUUAUUUAAAUGUAUUUAUAUAUAUAUAUAUAUAUAUAUAUAUUGUAUUUUGGUUAUUA